This is a messenger RNA of Aspergillus aculeatus ATCC 16872, 1839 nucleotides long. RefSeq names its product FAD-binding oxidoreductase. The coding region runs from base 33 to 1670 and encodes 545 amino acids. Gene Ontology annotation, molecular function: FAD binding. Lineage: Eukaryota; Fungi; Ascomycota; Eurotiomycetes; Eurotiales; Aspergillaceae. The record is from RefSeq and is a predicted model, not a curated record. The transcript is spliced from 2 exons.
CGGAAUACCCUGUUGCCUUAUGACAUAUCACCAUGGGCGCUCUUCUCCCUUCGGUGGCCAUUGCGACGGCCGUGGUGGUGCUGGUGUUCCGCUUCUUGGGCAGAUUAAGCUCACCACCUGAAUUGAAACCUGCCCUGCAAGAUUCCACACCGCCAAUUCCUCAUCCUCUGGGUGAAAGGCUAGUGAAGGCUCUCCCGCAAGGGAGUGUGCUACUCCUUCAUCGCGAUGGCGAACUCUUCCGCCAAUCGCUUAGCACCUAUUUCGCCCGACAGGAGCGCGAUGUGAUUCAAGCGGUCAUUGUCCAGCCACGCACUACUCAAGAGGUGUCGACCGCGAUCCAAAUCCUCAAGGGGGAGCAUCAGCGGCGACAAAGCUCAGGAGCGAUGUCCGACGACGUUCUGUUUGCUGUUCGAGGCGGAGGCCAAUCCCCACUGACGGGAGCUGCGAGUGCCAAGGGCGGCGUACUGAUCGAUCUCACCCACUUCCGCGAGGUGAUGGUCGCCGAGGACCGAGAAAGUGUAGUGAUUGGAGCUGGAUCCCGGUGGGGCGAUGUCUCGCGCAUCUUGGACGAAUUAAAUCUCGGGGUGGUGGGAGGCAGAAGUGCCGAUGUCGGAGUGGGCGGGUUUACUCUGGGAGGCGGAAUCUCCUUCUUCACCCCCCGGUACGGGUUAGCAUGCUCGAAUGUCAUUGCCUACGAGGUUGUUCUGGCCUCCGGGGAGAUAGUCACGGCCACAGCGAGCUCCCAUCCGGAACUCUGGCGGGCAUUGAAGGGUGGCUCCAACAAUUUCGGCGUCGUUACUAGAUUCACCGUGCGCUGUUUUCUCUCGAGCCCCAUCUGGAGCGGUUACAUAUACGCACCCGGCUCGCAAUGCUCCAAGGCUCUUCUGGCUCUACAUGACAGCGUCAAGCGGAUGGAUCCUAAGAGCAGCGGUGCGGAGGUGGACAGUUAUGCUGCGGGAGCCAUUGUCUGCGAUGUUUAUCUUCAGCCCAUCGGUAUGCGGCUGCUUGCUCUACAGCUGGCUUAUACCAAGACACCAGAAUCCCCGAAAAAAUGGCCGGCCUUUUGGCAACGUUCUGGCUUCUCCGCCCUGUGGAGAUACUGGAGCACCCACAGGGUGCAAUCUGUCACUUCCGCCGUCGAGGAGGUUAACCGAGGCUGUUGGCCCAGUAAGCGAAGCUCGUUUGGGACUACCACCAUCAAGAAUGACUUGGCUACCAUCAUGGCUGCCCGCAACGUUUUUCGAGAGGCAACAGCGUCCCUGCGCAAGGUGGAGGGCUCCAUGUGGACAAUGGUCGUGCAGCCUCUGCUGCCCUCGUGGACCGCAAAGGGCGACCCCAAUGUCAUCGGUGUCCACGAGAGCACAGACGAGCCUUUAAUCGUCGUGAAUCUGUCCAUUGACUGGGACGGGGCUCAUAACGACGAGUACGUUUACUCGGUGGUUCGUGGGAUUCUGGACAAAGUGAACGCUAUCGCUGAAGCCAAUGGCACGAGCCAUUCUUACCGCUACUUGAACUACUGCGAGAAAUGGCAGUGUCCAUUGGUUGGGUACGGCGAGCAGAACUUGGAGUUCCUGAGGAAGAUAGGCCAGCAGUAUGACCCCGACGGGCUAUUUCAGACAGGCUGUACUGGGGGCUUUAAGCUGGGCCCGUCCUCGGCGUCGGUGGAUUAGUCGCUAGAGACGCUCGAGGGGUAGCUAUCAAUUUGUAUAAUAUGUGUCUCGUUGACCACAGUUGGAAUAGUCAAACGGACGAAUAGUUGAGUCGAGUAUAUGAGAUGUACAGCGCUACGCCUCGGUGGAAGCGAUGAUAACGAGCAACCCACAGACCUCAGCACAAGAU